Dentiscutata erythropus is the source of this 699-nucleotide messenger RNA. The record is from the annotation of a GenBank genome assembly. NCBI's taxonomy places the organism in Eukaryota, Fungi, Glomeromycota, Glomeromycetes, Diversisporales, Gigasporaceae.
AUGCCACCUACCUUAAACAAAUUUCAACAAAAUUCUUGUUCACAUUAUUCUCCAACUAAUUAUUCAACCCGUUAUCCUCUUAAAGAAAUUCAACAACAAACAAUAAUACAAACCAAUUCUUUGGAAGUUAUAGAUGAAUAUCCGAAUGUUUAUGUAACACGAUGUUUUAAAAUCAAGCAAGAAUAUAAUUACAAAGCUUGGUGCCAGGGCUAUUACCUAUCAUGUGUUAAGCAUACUCAACGAAGCUGUUAUCUGAUUCCCAACGGGUAUAUGGUUGGUGUAAAGAUUUAUGGUAUAGAUACUAUUGCUGAAACCCAGUAUGAUUGGUUGUUAGUUAGAUUACAAAAUGUAGAGUCAAAAAAACCAAAACCAUUUCAAUAUUUAGAUUCAGUUGUUUAUAUUUGCGAUGAGUUUUUAAUUACACAUAAUGGAUAUCAUCAACUUGCUGCUAUUGUGUCUGAUAUAGAACUUCAAGUAGGCUCUUUAAUACCAAAUGGCACUUAUCAAUCUUUUAAAGACACUUUACAUGUUAUAGUUUCUAAAUUGGCAUAUAAUGAUUCACUAGUUCUACAAAUAGAAGGCAUUAUUCAUAUUAAAUUAAGUGGAGAUGGCCAACAAGUUGGUAAACAUCAUAAUCAUAUAAUGUUUACUGCUUGUAUACUAAAUAAACAUGAUGCAGUUUUAAGUCCAUUGAACUAG